This is a messenger RNA of Trematomus bernacchii (emerald rockcod), 1811 nucleotides long. RefSeq names its product protein translocase subunit SecA-like. The transcript has 2 exons. Bases 79 to 1800 code for a protein of 573 amino acids. Gene Ontology annotation, cellular component: membrane. NCBI's taxonomy places the organism in Eukaryota, Metazoa, Chordata, Actinopteri, Perciformes, Nototheniidae. The record is from RefSeq and is a predicted model, not a curated record. Gene Ontology annotation, molecular function: ABC-type protein transporter activity; ATP binding. Gene Ontology annotation, biological process: protein import; protein targeting.
GCUGCAGAUCAUCUCAGGUGCGCCAAGGAAACUCAUCUCUUCUUUUCAUCUUUUACCAGAUUUGAGUUUUUCUACAAAAUGUCUGAAUCCGACAGCAGUGAUGAAGAAUUAGUUGAAAUACUUUUUCCUACACUGAUUGCUUUUAGUUUAGUGUCUCCAAAAAUCAUUCUCAACAAGCUCCAAGGAUUUGUCAGAAACAUCCAAUGGAGCACAAAGGAUGUAACUGAAUUAUUCAAAGCUCUUCUGGAGCGGUUUGAGUCAACAACACAAGACAGAUCACAUCUCUUCUCAUGGAUGUUGAACAUGUUGCAGUGUAUAGAGAUUAAUUACAUCACUCCAGGUUGGAAAAGUCAAACAGGAAAGACUCUUAUCCAGCUGGUCCGAGACAAGUCUGUAACAGAUGAACACCUUAAGAAAAAUGUUGCCGAUGCCCCGGAAAAGUCCCUGGACGAAAUCCUUGAGGAAAUCCGACAACAAAAGUUAAACCACAUUGACGACAAACUUUUGAAAGACGUGAGAGACAUUGUAUCAGCAGUUGAUGAGGAUCUGACUUCUCCUAGUGAUGGAUCACAGAGGAAUGACCUGAAAAAAGUAUUGCUAAAUCUUUGUAGGGCAGUGGAAGAAAGUCUGAAGUUCAGACCGCGACUGACACAGAUGGUGAGCUGGUGUAUAAUGGCUCUUUCCAGAACAGGGCAGUUAAUUCAGGUUGGCACUGGAGAGGGAAAGUCAUGUAUAAUUGCAAUGUUUGCAGCUUUUCGAGCUUUGAAAGGAGAAGAAGUAGACAUCUUCACUAGUUCACCAGUUCUUGCAGAAAGAGAUUUUUUAGAAUGGAAAGGGUUUUAUAAUGUGUUGAAGAUCAGAGUCAACUGCAAUACCAACAAACAAGUUGAACACUUAAAAGAGUGCUACGAGUGUAAAGUGGUAUAUGGUACUGCUGAGGCAUUUGCUGGACAUUGGCUAGGCAAGCGCUUUGAAAGAAUAGACACAUUUGAGCAAAGGAAAUUCCAGUGUGCAAUAGUGGAUGAAGUAGAUUCCUUGAUGCUAGAUAAAGGUAAUCACUUUGUCUAUAUAGCCAGCGAUAUGCCUGCUUUGCAACAUCUCAAUCCACUCCUGGCAUUCAUAUGGACGACUGCAAAAAAAUACAGUAAUGGCUUUCGUCAGUACAUUUAUUCUGAUACAGAGAGUAAGGUAAGGGCUGCAGAAGAAGAAAUAAAACAUGCUCUGCAUUUUACACCUUGUGAGCUCAACGAAGAUCGAAUAGCGUGUUAUGUCCCAGGUUUCCUUGCAGAUCUGGUCAACUCCAAACUAAAGGUUUGGAUUGAAAAUGCAUUCGAAGCACAAACCAUGAAACAGGAUCAUGAAUAUACCCUCGAGAAACAUGGGAUAGUGCCUGUUGACUACAGCUCCACAGGUGUUGUUGAAAACUUCAGGGUAAUGCAAGAUGGACGACAGCAGUUUCUUGAGAUGAAACAUAAGUACAAGCUGAGUGACAUGACGGCCAUCACAAACUAUAUGUCCAAUGUGGGCCUUUUUAUGAAGUACAAAGAUCAGAUCUUUGGGAUUUCUGGAACUCUCGGCCAACAAGCAGAGACUGACACUUUGGAGAAAAUCUAUGAAGGUGUCAAGACCUGUCAGAUACCUGCUUUCAAACGCAGAAAGCUGUUUGAGGUUGAAGGAGUGAUUGUAAGUGACGAAGAAGAAUGGAUUGAGGAAAUCUGUAAAGCUGUAUUGGCAGAAACAAACCCAACUCCAUAUAGGGCUCAAAGAGCUGUGUUGGUCAUUUGUGAGACCAUCCAAUAAGCAAAGGACCU